AUGGAGGAGAAAUCUGGAGUACUAACUCCUUUUGAAAAGGGAUUAAUCAUAGGUAUGAAGAUGGCAGAAUGUAGUGUUUAGUUUAUUUAAAACGAAUUAAAGUAAGUUGAGGUCAAUAUCUGUGAUAAAACUAUAUAUAAUGUUUGGAAUAAAUGGUAAACUCAGAAAACUUAUGAAAAUGAUUAUUUAGGAAACUGUGGUAGACCAAAAGUACUUUCAAAAGAGAGUGAAGAGCAGUUAAUUUAAUUUGUUGGAGCAAACCCUACUGUUAGUUGGAAAUAGCUUGAAGAUAACCAAAUARCCAAUCCAUAAUAAGUUAGUUAAUAGACCUUAGUGAGAACUUUAAAUGAUAAUGGCUUUUAAUAAAUUGUUAGACCUAAAAAAAUCUUUAUGUCAGAAGAAAAUGCGAAUGUGAGACUUAAGUGGUGCAAAAAUAUGUCAUUACACGGAAAAAGAAUAUUAGAUAAUGCAAUAUAUAGUGACGAAAGUUGGGUCUAUUAUAGCCAUGUUCACAAAUAGUAUUACUGGACAAAAGAUGAUUAGGAAAUUGAGUAUGAGAAUUCUUAAAUAAAAUAUAAAUGGCCAAAAAAAGUCAUGAUUUGGGCCUCAAUUCAUAGAAGUGGACCAUUAAGCUUAUAUUUUAUUGAAGGAAAUAUGAAUUAGCAUUAAUAUUUAGACAUCCUUUCAGACUUUUUCAUUGAAAAUAAUUUCCUUACUUAUACAUAAGAUAGCUAUUUUUAAUAAGAUAAUAGUACAUGCCAUAAAACAGCUAUUAUUGAUAAUUUUUUCUCAAAAAAUAAAAUAAAUGUACUUUAAUGGCCACCAAACUCUCCCGAUAUCUCACCUAUCGAGAGUGUAUGGUUUACAUUAAAGAAUAUAAUUAACUAAUAAAUUGAUGAAAUUGACAGCUUUGAAUAAUUCAAAUCAAUAAUUUAAUAAACUUUCUUAAAAAAUAAAAAAGUCAAAGAUUCAAUUUAAAAUAGUAUAAGAAAGGUUCCAACCAUAUUAGAAGGUAUCAUAAAACGUAAAGGUUAUCCCUAAUGA
Tetrahymena thermophila SB210 is the source of this 1044-nucleotide messenger RNA. Its product is annotated as DDE family endonuclease. Gene Ontology annotation, molecular function: DNA binding. Gene Ontology annotation, biological process: DNA integration; DNA transposition. The record is from RefSeq and is a predicted model, not a curated record. The transcript has a single exon. Lineage: Eukaryota; Ciliophora; Oligohymenophorea; Hymenostomatida; Tetrahymenidae.